AUGAACAGCCUGCCUCAGCAGGAGUUGACAGCGCUGAACGUGGAGCUGGGAGAGCUGACACCUGCUGUGGAGGCCUACAAUGCGCUGCAGAGGCUGCUAGACGAAGCCAAAGGGCUGGAAGGCCUGACCAGCGGCGAGGAUGAGGACAUGCGGAAGCUGGCCAGGGAGGAGCAGCAAGUGCUUCAGGAGCAGGUGCCGGCACUAGAGCAGGCGCUGCUGGACCAGCUGCUGCCCAGGGACGAGGCGGACGAGAGGGGCGCCGUGCUGGAGGUUCGCGCCGGCACGGGUGGCGAUGAGGCCGCGCUGUUUGCCGGCGACCUCUUCCGCAUGUAUCAGCGCUUUGCCGAGCUGCGCCGGUGGAAGUUCGAGGUGCUGGAGAUGGCGGAGAGCGAUGUGGGCGGCUUCAAGCUGGCGAGCGCGAACGUGGCGGGCCGAGGUGCAUACGGGUCGCUCAAGUGGGAGAGCGGCAUCCACCGCGUGCAGCGCGUGCCCGUAACCGAGAGCUCCGGCCGCGUGCACACCAGCGCCGCCUCCGUUGCUGUUAUGCCGCAGGCCGAUGAGGUGGAUGUGAGCGUGAAGGAUGAGGACCUGCGCAUAGACACGUACCGGGCGGGCGGCGCGGGCGGCCAGCACGUGAACACCACCAACUCGGCCGUGCGCAUCACUCACAUCCCCAGCGGCCUCGUCGUCGCCAUCCAGGCACGCCACCUUGUUGAUGCAUGGUGGCAGGACGAGCGGUCGCAGCACAAGAACAAGGCGAAGGCGCUGAAGAUUCUUCGUGCGCGGCUGUUUGACGCGCAGCGGCAGCGGCAACGCGCUGAGCAGUCUUCCGAGCGCAAGGGGCUCAUCGGGUCGGGGGACCGCUCCGAGCGCAUCCGCACCUACAACUUCCCCCAGCAGGGGAGAGUGACGGAUCACAGAGUGGGCCUGACAGAACAUGGCAUCGAGGGUGUCUUGAGUGGAGCUAGCCUGGACACCUUCAUAGAUGCAUUGAGCACCCACCACAAGCAACAGCUGCUUUCUGAUCUGGGGCAGUAG
This is a messenger RNA of Coccomyxa subellipsoidea C-169, 1038 nucleotides long. RefSeq names its product protein chain release factor A. Lineage: Eukaryota; Viridiplantae; Chlorophyta; Trebouxiophyceae; Coccomyxaceae. Gene Ontology annotation, molecular function: translation release factor activity, codon specific. Gene Ontology annotation, biological process: translational termination. Bases 1 to 1038 code for a protein of 345 amino acids. The transcript has 6 exons. The record is from RefSeq and is a predicted model, not a curated record.